AUGGCGGAUACCGGUGCGUUAGCAGGUUUCAGUUCCAGAUUAUUUUCUGUCAUUCGUUUUGAAAGCAUCAUUCAUGAAUUUGAUCCAUGGUUUAAUUACCGUUCUACUCAUUAUAUGGUUAAUAAUGGGUUUUACAAUUUUCUGAAUUGGUUUGAUGACCGGGCAUGGUACCCAUUGGGCAGGAUUGUUGGUGGGACUGUUUAUCCUGGCUUGAUGGUAACCUCUGGAUCAAUCCACUGGGUACUUCACACUCUUAAUAUCCCUGUACACAUCAGAGAUAUUUGUGUGUUCCUUGCGCCUAUAUUCAGUGGUCUGACUGCAUUGGCUACAUAUUUUUUCACCAAAGAAAUAUGGAGUGCAGGUGCUGGUCUAUUUGCUGCAUGCUUUAUUGCAAUAGUUCCAGGUUAUAUCAGCCGAUCAGUUGCAGGUAGUUAUGACAAUGAAGGAAUUGCCAUAUUUGCUCUGAUGUUCACUUACUACACAUGGAUAAAGGCUGUGAAGACUGGAACAGUUUUCUGGGGAGUUUGUACAGCCCUUUCUUAUUUUUACAUGGUGUCAGCCUGGGGAGGUUAUGUCUUUAUUAUCAACUUAAUUCCCCUCCAUGUCUUUGUUUUAUUGCUUAUGAGACGCUAUUCAAGAAGAAUUUAUAUCGCUUACAGUACAUUCUACAUUGUUGGUUUAUUGUUAUCAAUGCAAAUUCCAUUUGUUGGUUUCCAACCAAUUCGUACAAGUGAGCACAUGGCUGCAGCAGGUGUGUUUGCCCUGUUAAAUGCCUAUGCUGCUCUGCGCUAUAUUCAGUCUCACCUGACCAAAGCAGAAUUUCGUUAUUUUUUCAUAAUUUCUAUUGUUGCUUCUGCGGGAUUGGUUUUUUUGACAGUUGUUGGAUUAACAUGGGCAGGUUUUAUUGCUCCCUGGAGUGGAAGGUUCUAUUCCUUAUGGGACACUGGCUAUGCCAAAAUCCACAUUCCUAUAAUUGCCUCUGUAUCAGAGCAUCAACCAACAACUUGGGUUUCUUUUUUCUUCGAUCUUCAUAUUUUGGUUUGUGCUUUCCCAGCUGGUGUUUGGUUUUGUAUACGCAACGUGAAUGAUGAGAGAGUGUUUGCCGUUCUCUAUGCUAUCAGUGCCAGUUAUUUUGCUGGUGUGAUGGUUCGUCUAAUGCUUACUCUGACUCCUAUUGUUUGCGUACUAGCAGCUAUUGCCUUCUCUAAAACUUUUGAAGUAUAUUCCAAAGAUGACAGUGUGAAAUCUAAACAAAAGGAACAUUCUCAAGAAACUAAAAAUGACCGACUUUAUGAUCAAGUCGGUAAACCCAAAAAGGUGAAUGAUAAGCCCAAAGAACAGGGUUUAGGCACCAAUAUUAAGAGUACAAUCAACAUAGCUGUAGUGAUGAUGUUGAUGCUGUUUGCUGUCCAUUGUACAUGGGUUACAAGUAGUGCAUACUCAAGCCCUAGUAUAGUUUUGGCAUCUUAUAAUCAUGAUGGGAGUCGUACAAUUUUGGAUGAUUUCCGUGAAGCUUACUUUUGGUUGCGUCAAAAUACUCACGAUAAAGCUCGUGUGAUGUCCUGGUGGGACUAUGGCUACCAGAUAGCGGGAAUGGGUAAUCGAACAACGUUAGUGGAUAAUAAUACUUGGAAUAAUAGUCAUAUAGCUUUGGUUGGUAAGGCAAUGUCCUCUAAUGAGAGUGCAGCCUAUGAUAUCAUGCGGUCACUUGAUGUUGACUAUGUCUUGGUCAUUUUUGGUGGUGUGAUUGGGUAUUCUGGUGAUGAUAUUAAUAAGUUUUUAUGGAUGGUACGAAUUGCUGAAGGUGAACAUCCCAAAGAUAUUCGGGAAUCGGACUAUUUCACUCCUCAAGGAGAGUAUAGGGUGGAUGCUGCUGGCUCAUCCACCCUCCUCAAUUGUUUAAUGUAUAAACUAUCUUACUACAGAUUUGGACAGCUACAACUUGAUUUUAGAAAUCCCCCUGGGUAUGACCGUACCCGAGGAGUUGAGAUAGGAAAUAAGGACUUUGAUCUCACUCAUCUAGAAGAGGCGUAUACAACUGAGCAUUGGUUAGUGAGAAUCUAUAAAGUAAAAGACCUUGACAAUCGUCAAAAAGUUAAAGCUAGACGACCAAUCAAGAAAACUAUGAAGAGACACACAUCAAAGACAGCCAAAAGAAAACAAGGUCGUAUCAAGGAUAAACCAAAAAUUAAGAAAGGUAUUAAAAAAGGCAAGAAGUCUUUUUCCAUCCUUUUUUUCUGUUUUCUUUUCUUUUUUACUUUUUCUAAAAUCUUUUUUCCUUUAAUUGUUUCUUCUUUUUCCUUUCCUUUUCUAUAUAUUUUUUUUUCUCUUUUCCUUUUUCUUUUCUAA
This is a messenger RNA of Acanthosepion pharaonis, 2349 nucleotides long. NCBI's taxonomy places the organism in Eukaryota, Metazoa, Mollusca, Cephalopoda, Sepiida, Sepiidae. The record is from the annotation of a GenBank genome assembly.